Molecule: messenger RNA, 11360 nt
Organism: Xyrichtys novacula (pearly razorfish)
Lineage: Eukaryota; Metazoa; Chordata; Actinopteri; Labriformes; Labridae
Source: the annotation of a GenBank genome assembly
UCAGAGACUGAGCAAUGCAUUAUAAUUAUUAUCCAUAACCCCGACCUUUUCCUAUGACUCAUUAUUAGUCUGAAAUUGUCCUCACUGAGCAAAAAAGUGCACGUUAUCAAUGUAAAUCUAAACAAAAAUAAUUUAGCGACAUGCAUGCAGACAGAAACAAACAAUCUGAUGGAUGGUAGUUUACAAAACAAGGGUUACUGAACAGAACAGAGACAGAUUAGAAAUAACACUAUUUGGUUGGGUGAGGCUGUAAAAGUUAUUCAGGCUGACAUAAAAGAAAAUAAAAACAGACUGGAGUGCAAUACAAAUUAAGGCUAAUUAACAAGUAUCUGAGUUGCUUGCUUGGCCUUGACUUUAGAGUCUGCCCAUUACACUGAGUUAGCUGACUGUAAAUGAAGAGUAAGAGGGUAUUUAAAUCCCCCUGCAUGGUCAAGUGUCAUACAAGUGAGACCUUUAGUUGACUUUGAACUGCCAUGGAUAAUGUGUCUGGUUUCUGGAGGCAAAAGUGAAACAUAAUGAGAAGACAGAGGAGUGAAGUGUGCGCAGCAUUGGCAUAACAGUGCAUAACCAUAGACUGUGUAUAGAAUGGACAGUGUCUGCCUCCUUGCUGGGUGAAGCCACUCCGAGAACAGCCCCCUCUGUUGAUGGGUUGCAGUAUAGGUCAUAAAUCCCGCCUCCACCAGCAAAGUUUAUCAAGCUGUGGACAAACUUUAGAAAUUUAUUACACAGAUCAUUCUCCCGGUACAUGUAGUUACAGUAAGACUGGUUUGUGCUCAAGUCCUCUUUUUUCCGUGAAGCUCUGUUUUUAAAAGUUAUUAGGGGGUUCAUGUUUUCUAUGAUUGACACCUGAUGCAGUUUAUUGGCGUUCAAGGAUUGCGUAGCUCACCCGGGGGAUACGCUGUUUAAGCCGAGCGUCAUCACAGCGACUCUCGGUGACUCUCCUGCCGAACGCGCACAACACUACUGCGCAAUGCUGGUUUCAGAAAAUGAAGAAAAAUCGCGGAAUUAUCGAGAGCUUUUUGGCUUCAAAAAGGUAUACUUGGCAGGAGGUGGAACCAAGUUGUCCAUUCUAUAUACAGUCUAUGUUCAUAACCUUAAACUGAAUCAGCUGAUAUGUUUGCAGGACAAUAAUGUAUCAUGGAUUAACUCUGGACAAUUAAACCCAAUUCCACAUUACAAGUGUCCCUGAUCUUUUCGGUGUGAGCUGAAUAAAAAAAUGCACAUCGGAAAGCAGGUAGCCUCUCCAGUAAUUCUUUAAAAUCUAUUUUUACGUUUUAGGCACUUUAAAAAAAAACAAAUGCUUUUUACGGGCAAACUAACCGAUAUAUUCACGUACGGUCGUAAAUUAGAGAUUCAUCCUUACUUACUUUCGACCUGCCAGCGUAUUGGGGUUGGUCGCUUCGGUUGCUAGGUACACAUCUUUUUGGUGCUGAUUGCCAUCCUGUGCCACCCUGAUGGAUCCCCCCCCCUGUUUUUUAUUAUUAUUAUUUUUUAUUUUUUUUUUAUUUAGUGAUGCGAUUGCAAAGGUAUUUGACGAUUUUUUUUGACUGGAGUGUGGCAGAUGACAGUUUCAAACGUGUUAUUGAUACAAUGCACCCUAUUUGAGCUUUACAUUUUGUUGUGCUAAAAGUUAGAUCAGAAGACAGGGGGGACUGUAUUGAAUCAGUAACCUUUUCUCCAGUUAUAAACGUUUCUAGACACCUCCUUGGUUCCGUAAACAUAUCAUUUUUAGUGAUCGGUGACGUCACUUCUGGGCGUUUCUCGGGCUCGGCAGCGGAAGAGCAGGUGCAUCAGCAAACACCGAGGAGGCAUUUCACAACAACCGCUUUCAACGCAGAGGGGGUGGCGACCGAUACCACAAACAGGCCUGCGUUAACAUUUUAGGAUACGGGAAUAGCUUUUGAUUUUGUCGUUGUGAGACAGUCUCGAGGCCCGUCGACAUGACUCUGAACCAGAACAACUCGGAGUCCGGCGGAGUCAUCAUCAACAACAGUGAGAGGUAACGGAGGCUGGGGGGCAGCGAGCUAGCUAGCAGGAACCGUUAACCCAACUAACAAGCGCUCCUUCAACGGGGAACAAUACCCAAAGAAUCAAACAGGCUAAUCUGACAGUAGUCCAUGACAUACCUAAUUAUUCUUGACUCAUUUUCCCAACUCAACAUCAUAGCGUAACUAAAGCCAACUCAACAGUCACGACAACUUUUCAGCGUCUGUUAGCAAUAAACGAGGCUUCGAUUAUUGAUCCAACGCCAUGUUUUAAUCAGGAACUGUCGCGAUGAAUCAAACGGAACCGGGUCUGGGUCUGUCAGCGCAGACACGGCCUAACGACGCUGAAGUUAGCAUCUUAUCCAGAGCUUUUGGUUCGGCUGUUACAGGGAGUGUUUUGGAAACGAGGUCCUGAUCCGAAACCGCAUAUGCUCAUAAACUAAAUGAUCUUAGUGACCUUGUGAAAAAUAGUUUUAGAUUUGUGAAGUCUAAAAUCUAUACAUGGAAAUGUGAAAGAGUAUGAUAUAACCGAUAGUUUGUUUUUUCUUUCAAGGCCAAAUUGAUCCAAGUCCUGAUCCAAAACCCUUCACACUAGACUCUCAUACCUGGAGAUAAUUGGUUUUAAGAUACUAAGAACUUGAAACCUUCACUCAACACUUGAGCAUGCUAAAAAGAGGAACUCCGCUCCCUUUUCUCUCUAGACCACGUUGUACCAAGUCAUGAUACAGCCCCCCAAUACCUAUGCUUCUCAGAGCUGGAUUUUAUUAUCCUCUCGAUCAGCUUCGUGAAACCUUGAUUCUAUCUGUCAUGCAAGAAGCUGAUUAAUUUGCUUUGUUUCACAACCAGACCUCCUUGGACUAGGUCCUAAACCAGAACCACAGUGACCAGACUUUUUAGAUGUGGUCUUAGGCCUACUUAUUGUAGAGGUUACUGACUCUGAAAUACAGUUCAAUUUAGUAAGACCUUGAUUCUGUUUGUGGAAAUGCAAAGAAAGGGGGACUACACUGCCCCCCUGAGAGAGGCUAUGGACUCUGCAAUACUGUUUUAGACUUGUGAAAGCUGUAUCAUAUCUGUAGGUAUGCCUAAGAAGCCAAUGUUACUGAUGUUACUGUUUUUUAUCGCCCAGAGCAAUCAGACCAGGCCUGAUCCAGCACAGCUUAACUUUGACUUUACAUAUGAUCUUGAAUGAGAAUAAUAGAUUCACAAAUCUGAAAUUAUGUCUUCAAGAGUCUUAAGCUUCAUCAGGAACUGAUCCUGUGUCACCUGGAAAAGGAGCAAGGUCACCCUUUUAUGCACUUUCACAAACAGAGUUAGGGUUUCACAAAUCACCCACUGAGCAAUAGACGGCUAUUAGACGUCUAGUUAUUUUUUAGACCUAAUUUCAACCAUCUAGAUUCUGUAUAUCUGUAGACGGAAUGUAGACGAUGCACUUUCACCUGCUAUUCGAUAAGUAUUUAUUUAAAAAAGCAACUGUGAGUUGCAUAACUGAUCUCCAAGUACUAAACCAAAAUAAUUAUGAUAGCCGUGGGGCAAUAUACUGGUAGACCUCUGUUAGCAGGCUAGUCUAAACUCGGUCUAAAUUUAGACGUCUGAAAACUUUCAUUUUUAGACCUGUGGUAUCCGGAUUUUAGACCAGUCGUCUAGACUACAUUUAGACGUCUAUUAGACCUCUUUUGGACCAAAAAAUGCUCAGUGGGCAGAUACUGUCAGACGACUGUCUAACAUCAAUCUGGUUCUGUUUGAGGUUUCUGCCUGUUAAAGAAAGUUCUUCCUCUCCACUGUAACUUGAUAAAUGCUGUGAAGUGUUUCACUCGUGUGGUUAAAGAUGGGAUGGGAGUGGAUCUGAUCUUACAGGAUGGGGCUCAGUGUGAUCCCAUCUACAUUGGGUCUUGUAAACAGAGUCUGGUCUAGACCAGCUUUUUUGUUAAGCAUUUUGAGGUCACAUUUUUGUAAUGGUGCAAUAUAGAUAAAGAAUGGUUGAUUAAAACUCUACAUUAGAAGGUCCAUUACCUCUCUAAAAUACUUAAAUUCAGAUCUGAGCAGCCUGAGAAAUGUGGUUUUGGAUCAGGACCUUGUUGCCCUGACUCUCAGUAUCAGCUGAAUUAAAGGGUGUGAAUCAGAUGCUAACUUCUGAUUUGUCAUGCCAUAGUUUUUGCUGACCAUAGCAUGCUUCACUUUUUCUGACAAUGGUUUUCUGUAAUGUGUAGAUGGUUGUGCUAUCUGCUAACAAACUGAAUAUGUGUGUAACAUUAACACAAUGGUGGAGCGGUGGUACUUUGCUGCUGUCCAGCUUAUCUUCCUCACCUGCCACACUUUGGUCCACUCAUUAAGGGAAGGGUUUCUCAUAUUUUUCUAGAACAUACUGGAGUGUAAUGUUAAACCGAUUACAGCUCAACCAAAAACAGUGGUAAUCCCUGUCAAUAGACUGCAUGGAAGCAUAAUCCAUUUACCAAACCGUUCACUAAAGAAACCGGUGAGCCAUGUUUAGUAACUGGACAGUUGCACAAUGACCUGGUGAUCUCAUUCUCAAGCUGCUAAGUCCAAGAUUAUGAAAGUAGGCUCUAGUCAUAUUGUCACUGAUACAUAGUCAUGUUUUUGAUACUUGUUAUGAAUUCAGUAUAUGAAAAAUAGAAGACAUGCCACAAAUAGAAUUCUUUUUAAUCAUCAAUUCGUGUCAUCUUUGGUAAACUGUGUUCUUGUUUCUACUCCUGUCAUCAGUGUGUUGAUGAACUACGAUAAUGUGGAGCUGCUUUUCUGUGAUGCGGACCGUCUUCCAGAAGCCUUCAGAAAGAGCAAGAAAGGCAGCAUCUACCUUACUCCAUACAGGGUGAGAGAUGAAUCCAGUUAUCUUCUUUGUUGUUUAGCUUAAGCUUCAUGCUGAUCGAAUUCUGUCACUCUUUACGGUAUGUACACUACCUCUCAGCAGACCUUGAUACUGUUGUUUCCCUCAGGUGAUCUUUCUGGCCAAAGGACAAAAAGAUGGACUGCAGUCCUUCAUGAUGCCUUUCUACCUCAUGAAAGGUUGUGAGGUCAAGCAGCCUGUGUUAGGAGCCAAUUACAUCAAGGGCACUGUGAGUGCAGAGCCUGGAGGUGAGGAUAGAUAGAUAGAUACAUAGAUACAUAGAUACAUACAUACAUACAUACAUACAUACAUACACCUUCUUAUUUAAAGCAUUUUCUUUAUUCUCAUUACUAUUUAAAUUGUAGAUUCUCAGUGAAGGCAUCAAAGCUAUGAAUGAACACAUGUGGAAUCAUGUGCUUAAGAAAAAAGUGUGAAAUAACUGAAAACAUGUUUUAUAUUUUAGAUUCCUCAAAGUAGCCACAUUGCUUUUUUGAUAGCGCUGCAAACUUUUGCUGUUCAUGCUCUUCAUGAGGUAGUCACCUGAAAUGGUUUUUACUUCACAGGUGUGCCUUGUCAGGGUUACUUCGUGACUGACAGAGUCAGUCACUAAGUUCCUCUGUCAUCAAGAGCAACUUGAAAGAAACUAGAAAAUAAAACAUGUUUUCGGUUAUUUCACAAUUUUCUUAUAAGUACAAAAUUCCACAUGUGUUCAUUCAUAGUUUUGAUGCCCUCAGUGAUAAUCUACAAUGUAAAUAGUCAUAUAAAAAAAUAAAGAAAAAACAUCGAAUGAGAAGGUGUGUCCAAACUUUUGGCCUGUACUGUACAUACAUACCAGUGGCGGCUGCUGGUCUUUCAAGGAGGGGAAGCUCAUUUUUCUGGCCUACAUCAUAAUUGUAUUUGUUUAUUAGUAUGUAACAGAACAGAGUCGCCAAACAAAAUGGCAGUCGUUUUUAACAAAGACAAAAGUCGCUGAGGAUCGGUAAAGCCUUCGGAGCAGUUAAGAACAACGGAAUGAAUAACUUGGAAAAUGCUCUGGUAGAUGUUUUAUUCUUCAAGAUCGCUGAUUCGCUUGUUUAGCUGUCAAUCAAAAAAGGAUUUCGCCUCAGACAGCUCAUCCAAUCAUGGAUGCAGAAGCUCGGAGUCCGGGAGAAAGUCGGGACUGCCCUCUCGCCAUAGAACUCCAGUGAAGCUGAGCUUCCGAUGGGCGGGACAAAGCCCAGCAUUUAUCCAAUGAGCGUCUAGUUUCGCUGCUGGAACAACCCACUUUGAGCUUCCACAUUGAAGUCAGCAGAAGCCCAGCGUCCGCCUGUUUAAAGCGCUGAGGCGCUGCGAGGAUGAAUGAGAACGAAGUUAUGCCGGUUACCUGUGAUUAUCAGCUUCCUAUCACAGUGUGAUAAGAAGCUGAUUCUGAACAAAAGAUGAAGGCUUUCUAGUGCGUAUUUAGUUAAUGAAAUGUACACACAGCAGUACAUAUUUCACCACUUUUUCUUUUUUUUGGGUGGUGACAUUUUAAGGGAAGCCGAGCUUCCCUUGCAGUCUUAGAGCAAUCGCCACUGAUACAUACAUACAUACAUACAUACAUACUUUCAUAAAUAGACACAUACAUAGAUACAUACAUACAUGCAUAGAUAGAUAAAUAUAUAGUUUAUUAUUCCCAGGGGGAAAUUCAAAAACAAAGUGUGCGUGCGUGUGUGUGUGAGAGAGAGCAAGAGUACAAGUUUAAGAGUGUGGAGGGUUACCCUGGUGCUUGAUCACACAGUGUUUCCCAUCACUUUGUUCAGCACACAGUAAUUCCAUGGAUUCUUCUUGAUGUCAUUUCUCCUGCAGGCGGCUGGGAGGGCAGCGCUACAUUCAAACUUGUCUUUGCUGCUGGAGGGGCGAUAGAGUUUGGCCAGUACAUGCUGCAGGUUGCAGCUCAGGGUAUGAAUGACGUUGUAACCUUUAACCAGUAAUGCUGAUAUAAAUUGGAGAUAUCAGCAAUGCAUUUUUUUGGUGGUCCCAAUAAACCAAGUUGUUUUUCAAUCAAUAAAAAUUUCACUUCAUCUCUGGCCUCCUCCUUCCUGAUGUGUCUUGCAGCAUCCAGAGGUCAGCCUGUGACUGCAGGGUUCGGUGGAUGCCCCUACAUGGCCAAUGGGGCCUAUGCUUACCCUCCCCCUCCUGCUAAUGGGAUGUACCCUGCUGGACCUCCACCAGGCUACUCCUACCCAAACCCUCCUCCACCAGGUGAAAGCUGUCAUAACUAGCUCCACAAACCACCAUGGUUUCUUGCCACAAAUCUCCUUCAGAUCUGGUGGAAGUGUUUUGUUAUAGUUGUCCUAAUCUCUAAAUUCUGUGCCUUUUGUCCAGGUGGAUUCUAUCCAAACCCUCCAGCAUUUGAUGCCUCUGCUGGCUACAUACCUCCACCUCCUUACUCUGCUCCUCUGGGCCAGCAACCACCACAUGAUCCAGACCUUCCCUCCUCAGCAGCAGGUGAGCCUCGCUAUUAAAAUACUCCCUGACAGAUAGAGGGACUAAGUGGUGCUAGAUGUGCUUAAUUCAGUGAGUUUAUAUACGAGUUGUUAAAAUAAAAAAGAAGUAUUGAUUGCAAUAGUCCUCUGGGCUGGGCUGAUAAAAUGUAACAUGCUAGUUUAACAGAAAUCAUACGAAUUUUUUUUUUUUUUUAUGUUUACUUGUUUUGAAUUUGAUGUCUGUAACACAUUCCUAAAAAGAUGGUUAAGGGUCAACAAAAGACUGAAAACUGAGGACUGCUCCAAAAACACCAGUUUGGUGUAUUCCUGUUCAUUAAAAACAGGGGAGGGUCAUGACUGGGUAUAAAAGGCGCACCACUUUGUCAACAACUGCGUGAGCAAAUAGUCCAACAGUUUAAGAAUGUUUCUUAAUUAAUAACUGCAGAAAUUUAGAGAUUUGAUCAUCUACAGUCCAUAAAACCAUCAAAAGAUUCAGAGAGUACCUUUUCUAGAGGUACUAGAAAACAUGUCAUGUCGUAUCAUGUUGGUAUUAAACCGUUUAUGACUAGAUCAAAUCAUCACUGAUCAUGUAGCUGGAGGCUAAUGACCUUAAACAGUUUAAAGUAUGAGCAAUCAGGGAAGCACAUCAAGUUUGACAUGACAGUGAGGUAAAUUAAAGACUGAAAUGAUCAACUGGAUACUGUGAAACAGUAUACUUCCAACUUACUUUUUAGCUCUUUUUUAUAGCUUUUUUUAAAUAAAUCUGGAUUUCUAAAGAUAGAUAGAUAGAUAGAUAGAUACUUUAUUAAUCCCAGAGGGAAAUUCAAAAAUACUUAUUACUUAUCCUUAUUAAAAUACAUAUUUAUUAUAUUGUCAAUAAAUAAAAAAAGAAGUUAAAGUUCUCUGAGAGUUUUUCUUUUAUGGAGCAUACAAGUGGAAGCUUCCAGCAUUAAAUAUUAUUUUGAUGAUGAUCAGUUACAAAUGAAGCCAAAAUUAUGAAUUGAGAUUUGCUCUCGAACCUUAGAAAAAGACCAAAAGUAGACCUUGCUUUUUUUUUUUUUUGGUCAACUUCUCACCAAUAUUUCAGUAUUUUAUCGGUUGCAUCACUUUUCCCUUCCAACAAAUCUUUAAUAUUGACUGGUUAAUAAACCUUGGGUGUGAUUAACUUCAUUGUUAUCGUGAAGCCCAGAGAUAAGUCAACUAUUUUUUGUCAAUGACCCCAUCCUCUCUCUUCCCCAGCGGAGGCUAAAGCAGCUGAGGCAGCAGCGAGCGCCAGCUCAGUCACACUGCCUCCUACACAUGUGUACCUGCCACAGGUGAGCUACUUCCACUAUUCGGUAAUGUUUGCUCUUACCAUUACUCUUUUUCUACUAGGUUACGGUUAAGAGACGGUGAUAUCAAAGGAAAAUGAUCAGCCAGCUCCUCUAUUACAAAAAACAGCGACAUUAACAAUUCAGAAAGAGCUUUGCUCUGCUAAAACAACAAAUAGUUUUUUUCUUCACCUUAUUUUAUAGCUCUUCAAAAUGAGAGGUUGGACUGUGACUCCACAUCACGUGUGGGCAUGAGUAGCCUACAUGUGAUGGACAUCCCCAAUUGUUCAAUAUGUAUAAAACAGUUGAACUGAGUGUUCAGCAAACAAAGAAAUGGCCCUGUUUUUCAAGUGUACUUGUUUAGGCAGAUGUUAGUAUCCCUCGGUUUGUCUGAACAGCUCCCUAUCAGACUUAGAGUACAUGGGGGCUAACCUUGAAACAGCGGCUCAGAAACGUACUGUUUGGGGGCCAUAACUGCACCAGCACUGUGAUGUUUAAAAACCACUUCCUCUUCAGUGCAACUCUUCCAGUUUUUGGUGAUUCCUUAAUUGAAGAACCAACUCAGCACCCAGUUCAGAUCCUAGUUCAGACCCAGUUAUCAGCAAAGGCGGUCUACAUGUGGGCUCCCAGCCUAUAGCUUCUAAUGACAGGUACUCAGACACACAUGUCCAAGAGGGCAGAGGCCUUUGGCAGUGAUUCUGGGCUGGUCUUUGCAUGUACCUACCAUUAAAGACUGUACAUGCAAAGCGCUUCUCAAUUGUUUCCUCAUAUCCGCUGAAAACAUAUUUUAGCCAUCUUGAUCGUUCAAAAUUCCUAAGCGACACUUCCUAUAUUUACUGCACAGUCACUGUGAGUUCAGUCAGGAUCAUUUCGUCAAAAUUCAGCUUUAUCGUGCAAAGUUACAUUUGGCGGCAUAGUUCUGUUCUGGGUCCCUGCCCUCCGACGCGCUUGUGCGAAAGCCAGAGGCAGGAAGAGCCCCUUCCUGCCCUUUAUGAGCCAUCAUGAAAAGAUGAUAGCUGGGAGCGCAUGCGAGGUUCUGUUCGGGGCCCCCCUUUCUCCACGCAAGCAUGCGUGAGAGGCCAGCCGCAGAAAGAGCACCUUCCCACCCUUCAUGAGGCAACAUGAAGGCAGAAACAACGGGGGGUAGGGCAGCGAUGAACAGAACCCCCCCUGGAAUAGGAGCACUUCAAGGGUAGGGGAGCAGUUAAGCUGACACAAGGGUGGAGCUGGGGUGGAGGUGGGUUGCAGGUUGGCUGUCGAGGAAGAGGAAGAGGCUGGGUUAGGGCAUUUUUAAAGAGGGCGCUCUAAAGGCAUAGGACCAAUAAGAGCUAGGAGGAAAUAGCUGGGCCAUCAGCUGGUUGAGGUGGGUACUUGUCAUUGGCGCGGAUCAGCGCUUGACGUCGUGACCUGCUACGACGUCAAGCGCUCGUCGUGGCAGCCCAUGCUAUGCUUGUCAAAUGUCAAAUGUUAGUUAUGUGCACUCGUAAGUGAAUGAUUGUAGAGUACCAUUCUCUCUAACAAAGACUGUCUUUUCUUCACAGGACAAGCCUCCUCCAUACUCUCCUCCAGAGGACAAGAAGAACCAGUAGACCUACUCCAUCUCACCUUUAUUCCUCACUGUAUUCUGCAGUCCUUAUCUCACUGGACCCCUCCUUUUCUCAUUCCCUCUUUUUCUUUUCUCCGUACCUCCUAAAGCUCAUUUUUGAUCUUUGGUUUCAGCUUUUUUCUCAUCUCAUCUCCAUUCUUAUACAUUCCAUAUAAUAAUUUCUUUACUGUAAUUAGCUUCAUUCUUUACAAAAGCACCUUUACUUGACGGAAAAUGAAAGUAUUGGUAGUAUCUUUGAGAGAAACAAGAAAAUGACCAGGUAGAUGAUCAGAUCUGACAUACUUUAGCAUCCAUUGCUGUGUGGGUUUCUAAGGAUUCUUGCCCUGACACUAAACUCCAGAUUCAGUGAUGUUGUGAAGCUCACCUUUAAUGGUCUGUCUAUGAAACCAGACAAAACCAGAUGACACUAAUUACUUUGCUAGUCCUCUGAGCGGCGAACUGAAUGCAGUGUUUUAUUUUUCUAUCAUUUGUGUGUACAGGCUUUUAAUAUGUAGACUUUUAAGAAAGUGAUAUUUUCACACUAAAAAGCUAGAGAAAACAAAAGCACUUGUAAACACGGCCGACUGCAGAAAGGUCAAGUCUGCCUCAUUGUGUUUAAGCAGACCAGAGGAGUACAAAGAUUAGAGCAGCCCCGGCAGUGAAUCCCUGAUCCUGGAUUAGAGCAGAAAGCGAGGGCGACCAGGGCUGCAAUGGAGGGAUGGACUGACAGGACGGAUUAUCUCUACUACUCAAGAGCAGAGCAGUCACUCAACGAUGUCACUUCCUGUUUUGUCAUGCGUCUGAACAUUCGAGAAAACACACGGUCAGACUCACAGCCAGCCGACUUCACCCUUCAUUUUGAUCCUAACUCUCCAGCGUGAGGUCAGUCUUUGAACCUGAUCACCUCAGUAUCUGAGCCGACACCUCUCCCCCCUCUGUGGUUACUCUAUUUAAUUGUAUCUGUGGAACGUGUGGCUGAAUCUUUGCACUUUCAGAUUGCUAUGCAUCAGGCUCUUCUUUGCUCUGUCAUGGCUGUGUGUAAAAUAAUAAUGAUAAUGAAGCUCUGUAUUUAUUUCAAACUAAUUUAUUGAAAAAUUCAUGUAAAAUGGCUCAAGUACAACAAAGCAUGAUCUUAACUUAUGCUUGUCCGCGUUGGACUGGAUUUUAUUAAAUGAAUCUUGAUUCAUGUGA